CGUUGGUUGCUAUAUAUAUGUAGUGGAGCAGUUGGAGUACUUACGUACAGUAGAUAAGAAUUACAAAGAAAACACCAAAUAGAUUUCUUUCAUCAAUUCUCACAGCAAUCAACAUGUCAAUGCUUUUGGACAGAAACAACAAGAUGGGUAGCCCUUCUUUCCAUGAACUAAAGAGGCAAGCCUCUUUCUUCUUCAAGGAGAAGAUCAAGACUGCUCGUUUGGCCUUAACUGAUGUUACAGCAGCAGAACUACUGACAGAAGAAGCUACAAACGGAGAGUUUUGGGCACCAGAUACACGCACCAUGAGUGUAAUCUCAAGGGCUGCCUUUGAAGUUGAUGAUUAUUGGAGAAUAGUGGACAUUCUACACAACAGGUUGACAAAGUUUGAUAGAAAAACUUGGCGAGUCUCCUACAAGACUCUACUUCUGUUGGAUCACCUUCUAACCCAUGGUCCUUUGAGAGUUGCUGAUGAGUUUCAGGAUGAUAAAGAGGUCAUUGAGAAGAUGGGAAAUUUUCAAUUUGUUGACGAAAAGGGGUUCAACUGGGGCUUGAGUGUUAGAAACUUAUCUGCAAGAAUAGUGAACUUGCUGGAAAAUGAGUUAUUUCUUAAAGAAGAAAGGGCAAGAACUCGUAAAUUAACAAGAGGGAUUCAAGGGUUUGGUAGCUUCACCAGCCGUAGGUCCCCUUCACAUGAUGGAAGCUUCAAAGGUUUGAACUUUAGACCAUGCAGAAGGUGUAAUUCUGACAACAGUGCUCAAAUCAAUCAAGAAUAUGAAUUUUUGGCCCCAGACGACAACCUUUUAACCGACAAAAGGAUCCACAAAGCAGAGAAAAUCUACGAGGAUGUCAGCUCAGGACUUGAAAAUAGUGGAGAAAUUAGAGAAGACGAAUACCCAGUGGAAGAUCAUCCAUUCUGCUACAGUGAUCAUCACACUUCAGAAUCCCUCCUUUCUACUCUGGAAUGAAAAUUUUUUCUCAAGUUUUCUUUCCGUUUUUCCUUAGUAUAUAUUCACUUAUAUUUUAGACUUACUGUGAGAAGAUGCAAAAGAGAACCAUCUUCGUUCUCUUUGCAGAAUUAGACUUCAGUGGUUCAACUAUGGAGUCGAUACGUGAAGAUAGACCCUCUUGAAGCUUUAGCCCUUGUGCUGUAGCAUGUGUCUUUAGAAGCUGAGCCACCGGCUAGGAGGGGAGCUGUUGUGUUUGAGCCUAUGGGCAGUUUGUAUUUGGACUAGGUUUGACUAGGCUUGUGUAACUCUUCCAAUUUUACAAUUUGAUUUUGGCUUGGACUUAAUCAGAUAAAUGAUCCGUAGCUGAGGCAGAAUACAAGAACUCGUGGGAAACAUACAUCAAUAACACGUGAUAUUCAGCUGCUUCCGUCGCUGCUUGCUUCUGUCA
Messenger RNA from Manihot esculenta (cassava), 1395 nucleotides. Its product is annotated as ENTH domain-containing protein C794.11c. Lineage: Eukaryota; Viridiplantae; Streptophyta; Magnoliopsida; Malpighiales; Euphorbiaceae. The coding region runs from base 114 to 965 and encodes 283 amino acids. Gene Ontology annotation, molecular function: phospholipid binding; clathrin binding. The transcript is spliced from 4 exons. Gene Ontology annotation, cellular component: endosome; clathrin vesicle coat; plasma membrane. The record is from RefSeq and is a predicted model, not a curated record. Gene Ontology annotation, biological process: endocytosis.